UUGGAAGGGAUAAUAACAGCUGAAUUACACCAGACAGUCCUGGUCUGAUCUGACAACAGUCUCAGCCAGCUGUCUCCCAGAAUGGAGUGGGCGCUAGAGGGUGUUUUGAUACAAGCCACGUUGAUCAUCGCCACAAUAGCAGGUCUCUUAUAUUCCUACAUCACUAGGAACUACAACUAUUGGAAGCAGAAAGGUAUUCCACAUGAAGAACCUACCUUCCCCUUCGGCAACGGGCAAGAUCUUGUACUAGCAAGAAAACAUUUGGGUGCAUUUUACGAGACAUUCUACAAGAAGUUCAAGAAGAAUAAGUAUGGCGGAAUAUAUGAAGUUCGAAAGCCGACUUUAAUCGUAACUGAUCUAGACAUUGUGAAACAAAUCCUGACAAAGGACUUUUAUCACUUCAUGGACCGUCCGUUACCUCCUAAGUCUUCCCAUGAUUUCCUCGCCAAUCAUUUAUUUGCCAUGGAGGGAAAAGAGUGGAAAGAAAUGAGAACGAAGUUGACCCCGACGUUUACCUCUGGAAGGAUGAAACAGAUGUUUACGCUGAUAGAGAAAUGCUCCGAGCAACUUAAGAAACAUCUGGAACCGUUGGCUUUGAAUGAUGAAACAAUCGAUGUCAAGGAUUUAACAAGUCGUUUUACCCUUGAUAUAAUUUCCACUUGCGCUUUUGGUUUGGAUGUAAACACUUUGCAAGAUUCUAAUGCUGACAUUUUUGAUAUAAGUCAAUUGAUAUUCAGGCAGUCAAAAUGGAAAAAUGUCAAACGAUUUUUCAUGUCGACAUUUCCGGUUACAGCAAAUGUGUUUGGUAUGUCUUUGACGGACGAUCGAGUAAAGGAUUUUCUUUUAAAGUUAACUGAAACAACAGUAAAAUACAGAGAAGAAAACAAUGUGAGCAGAAAUGACUUUAUGGAUCUUCUGAUCAAAGUAAAGAACAAUGCUUCUUUGGAUGAUGACUCUCACGCUCAAAACAAGAAUCAUGGAUUUAAGGAAAAUGCAUUAACACUGAAAGAAAUGGCUGCUCAAGCAUUUGUGUUCUUUGCUGCUGGGUUUGAAACAGCUUCUUCUACAACCACGUUCGUGUUGUACGAGCUUGCACGCAAUCCAGACUUGCAGGAGAAGUUGAGACGGGAAAUUGACGAAGUUCUGGAGAAUAAUGACGGAAAAAUUACCUACCAAGCAAUCCAGGAGAUGAACUACAUGGAGCAAGUGCUAAAUGAAACAUUGCGUAUGUAUGCAUCAGUUCCAGCUUUGAUCCGCAAGUGCACUGAGCCGUAUAAAAUACCAGACAAAAACGUAACUCUGGAUCUCAAUGUAAAAGUUGUAAUUCCAAGCUAUGCUAUUCAUCAUGACCCAGAUAUUUACCCAGAACCAUUCAAAUUCGACCCAGAAAGAUUUAGUGAAGUAAAUAUCAGAAGUAGACACAAUUACUCCUUCCUACCUUUUGGCGAAGGUCCACGAGUGUGUAUUGGUAUGAGAUUUGGCAAGAUGCAGGUGAAGGCUGGAUUGAGUACAAUAAUAUCUAACUAUGAGUUGAGCAUUACACCAGAAACUCCCAUACCCUUGGAGAUAACUCCUAACAGUAUAGUGACCGCUUCUGUCAAACCAAUCAAGUUGAGGUUCUCCAAGAGAUCAUCAUAGUGUGCCAAUGGGGCAACUUAGUGAGAAAGUGUUUCGUAAAGGUGCUCUUCGAUUAUCUGAAGUACUAGAACCGAUGUUUCUAAAAACUGUGAUAGAGAACAAUUUACAACUAAAGCAGAACCUUUUGAUUCUAUAGAACUAAACCUUCCAUCCCAAUGUUGAAGUUGGUUACAGAGACUAAAAAACUGUACAUUAAAUAUUAUCCGGUUAUUGUACAGGAGAAAAAGAAAACUGUUGUAGUUCGCUUGUUUAUGGAUAUCUUUUGAUAAAUAUUUUACAAUUUAUUUGUUUCAUCUGUAAUCAACCUUUAACUUAGGUCUACAAUGGAAACUCCAUGUACAAUUUCGAAACUUAAAUUUAUUAAUUAUAAUACAAAACUGAUAGUAAAGAAAAGAAAGGGGGUUCACAAUAAAUUGUACAAACAGUGGGAGAUGAAUUUACUUUAAAACUUUAGGCUAGGCCUAUUACAAUGGUUUUAAUUAUUUAGGUUCAAUGUUAUAAUUUACUGUAAGGAUCUUAAUCUCAGGUUGGGUGAUCGAGCGGCAUUUGAAUUUAAUCUUGUGAUAUAAGCCUAAUUAAAUUUUGUUUUAAAAUAUAAAGUAUGUUCGAAUUAUAGAUUGGUUGAAUUAAUAAUAGUUUUGAAUAAGUUAAGCUUCUAUUAGUUCUUGACUUUGAAUUUGAGUACAAAUGUCCAAAGGUUGGGCCUAAAAAAAGUUUUAAUGGCUUCCAAAGGGGAAAAUGUCUAUUGGAGUAAUCUCACCAAAAUUGAUGUCUUCUUUGAAGUAAAGUUCUUGAUGAUCAGGGUUUCAGAAAAUUUGGCAUUCCAUUUCUACUCCAGUUAUUUAUUUCACUGUACAUCUUGGACUCAUGUAUGUUUAAAAAUUUUGUUAAAUUAAUUUGGUCUGUUUGCAGUUUUCCUAUCCUGAGCCAAA
Messenger RNA from Macrosteles quadrilineatus (aster leafhopper), 2570 nucleotides. RefSeq names its product probable cytochrome P450 6a14. NCBI's taxonomy places the organism in Eukaryota, Metazoa, Arthropoda, Insecta, Hemiptera, Cicadellidae. The record is from RefSeq and is a predicted model, not a curated record. Gene Ontology annotation, molecular function: oxidoreductase activity, acting on paired donors, with incorporation or reduction of molecular oxygen; iron ion binding; monooxygenase activity. The coding region runs from base 82 to 1638 and encodes 518 amino acids. The transcript has 5 exons.